Bombina bombina (fire-bellied toad) is the source of this 3379-nucleotide messenger RNA. RefSeq names its product oocyte zinc finger protein XlCOF6-like. The coding region runs from base 273 to 2105 and encodes 610 amino acids. NCBI's taxonomy places the organism in Eukaryota, Metazoa, Chordata, Amphibia, Anura, Bombinatoridae. The transcript is spliced from 4 exons. Gene Ontology annotation, molecular function: RNA polymerase II cis-regulatory region sequence-specific DNA binding; DNA-binding transcription factor activity, RNA polymerase II-specific. Gene Ontology annotation, biological process: central nervous system development; regulation of transcription by RNA polymerase II. The record is from RefSeq and is a predicted model, not a curated record. Gene Ontology annotation, cellular component: nucleus.
UUCCAUCUGCCUGUGUUUUCUCACAGCUACGUAUUCAGGAGAUAAAGUAGUGUUUGCUAACACAGGAUUCAUCUGCCUCCCUCUACUCACAGCUCCGGUCUGGCUCUUCACACAGCUGAAGUUUCCUUUGUCUCAAGUACUAGCAGUAACUCUGCCAGAUCUCCAUGGAAGAAAGACACGUUCAGAGCACUGAGAGAUAUCAGGUAUUGAUGUAACUGGAGUGAAUAAGGGAACCUUCUUCCUGAGCACAGACAUUGGAGCCUGUUAUCAGCAUGAACUCAUAUGUGUUAGGAAGCAUCAGAAUGAUACCGCAAACUCCAAAAGUCUUAGACACCAAUGACAAUUCACCAACAUUGGGGAACGCACAGCAGAUAUUUGUUAAAUUGGCAGGAACUGAGCAGCAGUCUUUAUGUACAGAGAGUAAUUUAAUCAUCAAACAAGAGGACAAUAUGUAUGCCUUAUCUAGUGAAAUGAUUAUCCCAGAGGAUAAACCACACACAUUUACUGGGUUUUCAAAACAUUUAAAAGAAGGGAAACACCUUAAGUCUAGUCAAAUGAUUCAUACAAAUAAGAAACCAUUCAAAUGUACAGAAUGUGAGAAAGGCUUCACAUGUAAUUUGCAUCUCCCUGAACACCACACAGUUUACACAGUUGGGAAACCUCACACAUGUACAGAAUGUGGGGGAUGUUUUACUUCCAAGGGAAACCUCAUAUCUCAUGAAAAUACCCACACAGAACAAAAUCCUUUCACAUGUACAGAGUGUGGCAAAUGUUUCAUACCAAGGACAAGCCUUAUACCUCAUGAAAGGACCCACACAGGGGAGAAACCAUUAAUAUGUGCUGAUUGUGGGAAAGGUUUUAGAUUUAAGUCUGAUCUGAAAUCUCAUGAAAUAAUUCACACAGGACAAAAACCUUUCACAUGUACAGAGUGUGGAAAAAUGUUUACACACAAGAGUAAUCUAAAAUCUCAUGAAAGGAGUCACACAGGGGAAAAGCCUUUCACAUGUACAGUGUGUAGAAAAAGUUUUACACAUAUGAGUAGUCUGAAAACUCAUGAAAGAAGUCACACAGGAGAAAAGCCUUUCACAUGUACAAAGUGUGGAAAACAUUUUACACAAAUAAAUAGUCUGAAAACUCAUGAAAGGAUUCACACAGGGGAAAAGCCUUUCAAAUGUACAGAGUGUGGAAAAUGUUUUACACAAAUAAAUAGUCUGAAAACUCAUGAAAGGAUUCACACAGGAGAAAAGCCUUUCACAUGUACAGAGUGUGGAAAAAGUUUUACACAAAUAAAUGGUCUGAAAACUCAUGAAAAGAGUCACACAGGGAAAAAUCCUUUCACAUGUACAGAGUGUGGAAAAAGUUUUACACAUAUGAGUAGUCUGAAAACUCAUGAAAAGAGUCACACAGGGAAAAAUCCUUUCACAUGUACAGAGUGUGGAAAAAGUUUUGCACAAAUAAGUCAUCUGAAAACUCAUGAAAGAAGUCACACAGGAGAAAAGCCUUUCACGUGUACAGAGUGUGGAAAAAGUUUUACACAAAUAAGUCAUCUGAAAACUCAUGAAAGGAUUCACACAGGGGAAAAUCCUUUUACAUGUACAGAGUGUGGAAAAAGGUUUACACGAAUGGAUAGUCUGAAAAUUCAUGAAAGGAGUCACACAGGAGAAAAGCCUUUCACGUGUGCAGAGUGUGGAAAAUUUUUUACACUUAUAAGUCAUCUGAAAACUCAUGAAAGGAGUCACACAGGAGAAAAGCCUUUCACAUGUACAGAGUGUGGAAAAAGUUUUACACAAAUAAAUAGUCUAAAAACUCAUGAAAGGAUUCACACAGGAGAAAAGCCUUUCACAUGUACAGAGUGUGGAAAAAGUUUUACACAAAAGGGUGAUCUGAAAAAGCAUGAAAGGAGUCACACUGGAGAAAAACCUUUCACAUGUGCAAAUUGUGGAAAACGUUUUGCACAUAUAAGUCAUCUGAAAACUCAUGAAAGAAGUCACACAGAAGAAAAGCCCUUCACAUGUAAAGAGUGUGGAAAAAGUUUUACACAAAUAAAUAGUCUGAAAACUCAUGAAAGGAGUCAGUCACACAGGAGAAAAGUCUUUCACGUGUAAAAAGUGUGGAAAAAGUACACAUAAAAGUAAUCUGAAAACUGAUGAAAGGAUUCACGCAGGGGGAAAGCCUUUUACAUGUACAGAGUGGGGAAAAGGGUUUACAUGAGUGGAUAGACUGAAAACUCAUGAAAGGAAUCACACAGGAGAAAAACCUAUCAAAUGUUUAUAAAGUAGAAAAAGGUAUCCCGUGCCAGUCAGGUAUCACAAAACACAAAAUAUUUACUCACAAAAUAAACUUUAUUUGCACUGUGUGGAAACCUUUUAAAAAUUAUCAUAAAGAGGACAAACUCUCUAAAUAGAAGAGUCAAAAAAGGAUAGCAUUGUAAAUAAUACUUUCUAAAUCCCAGUUACAAAAUCUCCAUAUUGAAAGUGCUCUCCUGCUGUCCUUUGUUCCUCUAAACAUGUGCACCUCAGUUUCUCUCAUAUCAAUGUGAUAGAAUCUAAACACCACACAGUAAUAUACAAAUGUGUCCUUAUACUGACCAGUUUACACAAACAUUCAACAACAAAGCACCCCAGUGUUAUUUAUUAAUAUGCCAGUGUGUUAGGAGUUGUAUGUUUUAUUUACAUAGGGGAGAAAAUUAUUACAUUUACAGAAUAAAGGAGUCUUUAUAUGAAUAGAGUGCUUGAAAAUUAUAUAAACAAGAACAUCAGCCUUUAAUAAUUUAUGUUCAGUCUCCUAUAGAAAGAAACAAAAGAAGAGGCGCCUCAUAGUGUAAUAUGUCAAUUCAAAUUGAGAUUAGGGUCGGGUAUUAUUGCACUCACUUAUGGUAAAGCACUAAUGUGCUAGUCAAGAAUGCUGGGAUCUCAGAGCCUCUUGGCUGGCUCCUUUCCAGGACUAGUAGCAACAUCCUUGCUACAUCCAGCUGGGCUCCAAUACCGUCAGGAGAGGUAUGUACUGGAAAGUAAUUCUGUUCUAACUCACACAGAUGAGCCCUCACUAAAGGAUAAAUCCACAAGAGGAAGAGGGUAUGACUCUACAACUCAAAAGCCAAUUCCUCUAGUUUGCACCAAACCCACCACAGCACAAUUUGGUGUGGUUAUCCUAGUGGCAGCUGGGUAGAUUAAAUGAACAGUGAGUUGUCAAAAGUUAAAACAUUUAUUAACCCCUUAAUGACCACAGCACUUUUCCAUUUUCUGUCCGUUUGGGACCAAGGCUAUUUUUACAUUUUUGCGGUGUUUGUGUUUAGCUGUAAUUUUCAUCUUACUCAUUUACUGUACCCACACAUAUUAUAUACCGUUUUUCUCGCCAUUAAAUGGACUUUCUAAAGAUA